UGUGAACAGUCUACACAUUCAGCCUCUCGAGUAGGUUAACAAAGUGAUUAAAACGGCAAGUGGAAAGUUGCGUUAUAGUAAAAGCAAGGCUUUUUAAAUAUAUAAACAAUAUUAAAGAAACAAAAAGUCACACGAUUAAAGACUGGAAGUAAAUCAUUGAAAUAGUUAUAAAAUAGUUGAAGAUCAAAACUAGUAGUGGAUAGAGAGGUCGAGGGCAACCUGUUAAUACGUCAUAAUAACGGAUUAUCACAUAUUUGUGGGAUUCUGAGGAUCGCUUUGAUCUUACUGGCACGAUGCAGUUGAUGAAAUCUUGUUGCUGUUGCUGCACCUUGAAGAUAGGAACUUACCUGUGUGCGGCAUAUACCUUGCUUCUCAGCACAAUAUCAUUUGUUUUCAUCGGGCUGACGUCAUUGCAACUCUACAAAGAUGACGUCAAGAUAGAUGGUCCAGAACGCAACACGUACAUAAAGCUGAUCGUCGCCACGGUUGUAUUCACGCUUUGGAUGCUCUUCGCCAUCUUGCUAGUCGUGGGGUGUAUCAAGAAAAGUAAAAACUUCCUGUUGCCGUGGGUGAUCUGGACAAUCCUAAUAGAGAUCUUCUGUAUAUAUGAGUUCGUCUCCUACCUUAUCAUUGUCAUAUUUGGAGAUUCUAGUACUGUUGAAUUCGGAAACGCAGUUUAUGUCUAUAUGGCCUCAUCAAUCGUCAUCAUAGUUAUGAAUAUUUAUGCCAUUCUUUGCGCCAUCUCUUACUAUUUGGAACUGAAGCAGUACUGGUAGACAAAAUGGACGACAUGUUAUCACGUGAUCACAAGUCUCGUUGCAACGAGAUUCUAGUCAUUAUCAUCAUUGUACAUAAUAUUCAGCACUUCUUGCAAUAUUUUCAUUUAUCGACACACAUCAUUUGCUUGGAAAUAUAUAACUUUAAUUUAAUACGAAUUAUUCUCUAGUCUAAUCCAUUGGUAGAUUCAUUGAUUGGUGACAUGAAAUCAUUUACCACAUACGUUUAAAUCAGUCAAACUAGGGACUAAGAUGGAUGAACCCACUGGACGGAUUCCAAGUCAACAAGUAAAUGUCAACACUUAAUCAGUAGAGUCAAAAGAAGUCUAUCACAUGACAUUCAAAAUGGCGGAAACAGUAAAUU
This is a messenger RNA of Owenia fusiformis, 1140 nucleotides long. NCBI's taxonomy places the organism in Eukaryota, Metazoa, Annelida, Polychaeta, Sabellida, Oweniidae. The record is from the annotation of a GenBank genome assembly.